Balaenoptera musculus (blue whale) is the source of this 1352-nucleotide messenger RNA. It is a transcript of the gene IYD, whose product is annotated as iodotyrosine deiodinase. The coding region runs from base 189 to 1058 and encodes 289 amino acids. Gene Ontology annotation, biological process: thyroid hormone metabolic process. The transcript has 5 exons. Gene Ontology annotation, molecular function: oxidoreductase activity. Lineage: Eukaryota; Metazoa; Chordata; Mammalia; Artiodactyla; Balaenopteridae. The record is from RefSeq and is a predicted model, not a curated record.
CGAGACACACGGCUGUGAUCUUUUCUCCUUUGCAAAGUCCUCGGAGAGUCAGCGAGUUGACUCUGUUCCUUCCCCUGGCCCCCCUCUCCUUCCUUCACUCCGUCUCCCGGCAUUCCCCACUCCUGUCCCUGUUUGUUUAAAUACCGGCCUCGGAAGUAUCGGCCCCAUUCAGAAUCAGCCUCACCACCAUGUUUCUUCUGACUUCAGUCUUGGUAGGAGUUGUCUGCCUUUUGAUGGUGUGGAUCUUUAAAAGUGCUGAUGGAGGCACCCAGAGAAGGAAGGGGGAGCCUAGAGCCAGGGCCGAGGCUCGCCCCUGGGUGGAUGAAGACUUGAAAGACAGCACUGAAGUCCACCAGGUGGAAGAAGACGCUGACGAAUGGCAAGUGUCAGAGGAAGAGGUGGAACACGUCCCAUUCUCCCACACCCGGUAUCCUGAGAAGGAAAUGCUUAAGAGAUCCCAGGAAUUUUAUGAACUUCUCAAUAAGAGACGGUCUGUUAGAUUCAUAAGUAAUGAGCAAGUCCCAGUGGAAGUGAUUGAUAAUGUCAUCAAAGCAGCAGGAACAGCCCCAAGUGGGGCCCACACAGAGCCCUGGACCUUUGUGGUUGUGAAGGACCCGGACGUGAAGCAUAAGAUUCGGGAGAUCAUUGAGGAGGAAGAGGAAAUAAACUACUUGAAGAGGAUGGGACCUCAAUGGGUUUCAGACCUGAAGAAACUGAGGACCAACUGGAUUAAGGAGUACUUGGACACAGCCCCUGUUUUGAUUCUCAUUUUCAAACAAGUACACGGUUUUGCUGCAAAUGGCAAGAAAAAGACCCACUACUACAAUGAGAUCAGUGUUUCCAUCGCUUGUGGCAUCCUCCUAGCUGCCCUGCAGAACGCGGGACUGGUGACUGUCACGACCACUCCUCUCAACUGUGGCCCCCGUCUGAGGGUGCUCCUGAACCGCCCCACAAAUGAAAAGCUGCUGGUACUGCUCCCUGUGGGGUACCCCAGCAAAGAGGCCACGGUGCCUGACCUCGCACGGAAGCCUCUGCAUCAGAUCAUGGUGACUGUGUAGGCAGGACACAGGCAGGGACCUGCUGGGAGGUGAUGCCCCCCACUCCUUUCUCCUGUUCCUUUGGGAGUACAGGCUGCUCUCUCCCUGGGCGCUCCGUCUCCCUGGCACUCCACUCCGGGGGGUUGGCCUCUCUGUGUGCGAAGAAACCUUUGCACUUUCUACAGCACUUUGAGUCUGAGGAGCCCUGAUUCCGAUAGUGUGAUUAGCUGAACCAUACAGAGUAAGAGAUGAAUAGGUAUGUUCUCUUCCAUUUCUUACCCACUUUGGAAAUGCAUUAAAUUUUUGCUAAGAACA